This is a messenger RNA of Armigeres subalbatus, 988 nucleotides long. RefSeq names its product ATP synthase mitochondrial F1 complex assembly factor 2. The coding region runs from base 157 to 969 and encodes 270 amino acids. Gene Ontology annotation, cellular component: mitochondrion. The transcript has 3 exons. The record is from RefSeq and is a predicted model, not a curated record. NCBI's taxonomy places the organism in Eukaryota, Metazoa, Arthropoda, Insecta, Diptera, Culicidae. Gene Ontology annotation, biological process: mitochondrial proton-transporting ATP synthase complex assembly.
UUUUUAUACGUUUUUUUGCAAGUGCACAUGUUCGUUCUUCCCGUUCGUCCGAUUGUUUAUUGUUGAUGCAUUGAUUCAAAAUCAGUUAUAACGUAGACUUUCUAACAUUUAUUACAAGGAGAAUUACUGUGGUGCUGAACAUAAUUUAACCAAAAUAUGUUCAGAAAAUGUUUAACAUUAUUUCCAAAACUUUCCACAUCAACGUUCAACAUAAGUGUACGAAAAUAUCCGGCACCUCCCAAGCGUUUCUACCGUCAAACCGGCAUUAUCACAAGUAAUGGAAAGUUCGAAAUAACCCUGGACCAGCGAAAGCUCAAAACACCCAAGGGAGCGCCUUUCUACGUGGAGAGUGAGCCAUUGGCCAUUGCUAUCGCCACCGAGUGGGAUGCCCAGAAAGAUGUUAUUGAUCGAUCCAGAAUGCACUUAACGGCGCUCAGCAGUACCGUCAUCGAUAACCCGAACAACCUACAGAAACCGGACAUCGUCAACUAUUUGGUGAACUAUGCCAGCACCGAUGCGAUUUUGUUUCAAUCGAUUGAAGACAAACGUUUGAAAGAACUACAAGUGGCAGAGUGGAAUCCAAUCAUCGAAUGGUUCAACAAGCGCCAUGACGUCGCCUUACAGGCAACAGAUGCGCUGGAAGUUCCGAGCUUUGCUCCCGGAACGACUAUGAACAUUAGUCGCUAUCUGUCGUCAUACAACGAGGCCACCCUGCACGGAAUAAUGUACGCUGUGGACACUUUAAAGUCGGUCAUUCUCACUAGCGCUUGCAUGGAGCGGUAUAUUGGGGUUGAGAAAGCAGUUCUGUUGUCGCGACUAGAGGAGGAAUUCCAACUGGGCCACUGGGGGCGUGUUGAAUGGGCUCACGACGUUAGCAUGCUGGACCUGCAGGCCCGACUCUCAGCUGCGACACUGUUCGUGUAUUUCAACUCGAGUAAUGUGUUUGUUAAACAGAAAAUACCAAUCUAAGUGAUAUAAAAAUGGAAAA